Notolabrus celidotus (New Zealand spotty) is the source of this 6154-nucleotide messenger RNA. RefSeq names its product insulin receptor substrate 2a (gene irs2a). Gene Ontology annotation, biological process: insulin receptor signaling pathway. Gene Ontology annotation, cellular component: cytosol; plasma membrane. The transcript is spliced from 3 exons. The coding region runs from base 335 to 3511 and encodes 1058 amino acids. The record is from RefSeq and is a predicted model, not a curated record. Gene Ontology annotation, molecular function: insulin receptor binding; phosphatidylinositol 3-kinase binding. NCBI's taxonomy places the organism in Eukaryota, Metazoa, Chordata, Actinopteri, Labriformes, Labridae.
GGGCUAGAAUCCGUGUGAUGGACAGGCACGGCCCCCCUAUGACUCUGUGUUUUAUUCUGUUUUUAGAGCAGCAGCGUCACAUGUUGUUUUUCUCCAGGAUCAGAUCAGUCCCUGGUCUGGUCUGGUCCCGCUGCACUGUCUCUUCUCCUGUGGCAGCGGACACAGCUCCUCUGCUAUGGAGGCGAUUUAAACAUAUAUAUAUAUAUAUAUAUAAAUAUAUAUAUAUAUAUAUAUAUAUAUAUAAAAGCUUUUUAAGUUUCUUUUUUCCAACAACUCUCUCUCUAUGAAAGGACUUUUCGUUUCUGGGAUUUGAAAAAAGAGAUUGAAGAGAGACAUGGCAAGUCCUCCAGCGACGGGGGGACACCUGUUAUCUAACGGGACGAAUGGAGUGAAGAAGUACGGAUACCUGAGGAAGCAGAAGCACGGGCACAGGAGGUUCUUCGUGCUGCAGGAGCCCACCGAGAGGUACCCUGCGCGCCUGGAGUAUUACGAGAGCGAGAAGAAAUGGAGGAACAAGUCCGCCGCCAAACGGGUCAUAACUUUGGACUCCUGUCUGUGCGUAAACAAGCGCGCCGACGCCAAACACAAGCACCUCAUCGCCCUCUACACCAAGGACGAGUAUUUCGCUGUGGCUGCUGACAACGAGCAGGACCAGGAGAGCUGGUUCACUGUGCUGACUGAUUUAAUAGCAGAGGGGAAAGUGUAUGACAGCCCUGCAUCCACUUCCUCUCUAGUGGGCUUUGAGGAAUCCAGCUAUGGACUUAUUACUCCUGCAACAGCUGCCUAUAAAGAAGUAUGGCAGGUCAACUUGAAAUCUAAAGGCUUGGGUCAGAUAAAGAACCUCACCGGAGUGUACCGGCUGUGUUUGUCCAGCCGAACCAUCAGCUUUGUCAAACUGAACUCAGAAACAGCUGCAGUUAGUUUGCAGCUCAUGAACAUCCGGAGAUGUGGGCAUUCAGACAGCUUCUUCUUCAUAGAAGUGGGCAGGUCGGCGGUCACAGGACCAGGGGAGUUCUGGAUGCAGGCGGAGGACUCUGUUGUGGCGCAGAACAUCCAUGAGACCAUCCUGGAGGCGAUGAAAGCCAUGAAGGAGCUCUCAGAGUUUAGGCCGCGCAGUAAAAGCCAGUCAGCCAGCACUAACCCUAUCUCUGUGCCCACAAGACGCAACCUCAACAACCUCCCCCCAAGUCAGACGGGCCUGGUGAGGCGAUCCAGAACAGAUAGCAUGGCUGCAACAUCCCCAGGGAGAAAGUUCACAUCCUGUCGGAUAAGAACGGCCAGUGAGGGGGACGGAAGCGUGACCCGGCCUGUGUCCAUGUCCAUAUCUGUGAACGGAAGUCCCACCAGCCCCAACUCUGGAAUCCUCAGCAGGUGCAACACCCUCAGCAGCGGGCGCACCUGCAGGAUGCUAGAGUCCUCCUCCAACCUGCAUCACAGCCGGUCCAUGCCAGUGUCCAACUCCCCUCCAGCUGCCUCCAGCCCCAUCAGCAUGUCUCCCCGAGGGGGGGCCGGCAUCUGCACUCCAGAUAAAGCGAGGCGACCCUUCAGCUGCAGCGCCUCCAUCUCCGGCUCCCUCAGUGACACUGGUUUCAUGCUGUGUGACGACUACAGCUCCAGCCCAGGUGAGCUGAGAUUCCUCCCCCUGACCCGCAGCGACACCCCUGACUCUCUGUCCAGCACCCCUCCUUCCCGUGACAUCAGCGACCCUUGUGGCUACAUGAUAAUGGAGGGAUCCAACGGCAGCAGGUCCGGGCUCAGCUGCGAGGGUCUUGCUUUCGAAAAGGCGUACAGAAAGAGGACGCACUCCCUCACCACGCCACGUCAACAGAGAGUUGUGGCGCCGUUAUCAUCAGCCUCCCUUGACGAGUACACCCUCAUGAGGAUGGCCCACAGGCAGAACUCUCACUCUGCCUCGCCUAAAGUGUGCUACCCGGAGGAUUAUGGAGACAUUGAAAUCGGUUCAUCCAGGAGCUCCUGUAGUAACCUUGGAGACGAUGGCUACAUGCCAAUGACGCCAGGUGUCGCCUCCCAGUCAGUUAAGGUCGACAACUAUGUCCCCAUGAGCCCUAUGUGUGUCUCAGCACCCAAGCAGAUAGUGAACCCAAGGGUGCAUCCGCAGGCGGCUGCCAGUGGUGGUUACAAGACCAACUCCCCCUGCAGCAGCUCGCUGGAAGACAACGGCUACAUGAGAAUGUGGUGUGGAUCCAAAUCAGCUACUGAUAGCCCAGACAGGAAUGGUGAAUACAUGAACAUGUCACCUGGAAACCCACCUCCACUCCAGACCCCCCCUGACUACUACCUGGGCCUGCUGGCUGGUGAACCUGCGUCAGUUCGGCCGUCUUACCACGCCGGCUCCCUCACGCUGCCUGCAAAACUUCAGGCCUCUAAGAGUGACGAAAGCAACCAGUACGUGUUAAUGAGUCCUCAAAGUUUGAGGCAGAGGGCGGGGGAGUCAGACUAUUAUUCAGUGAUGCACCCCAGCCAGACCUCACCGCUGAGCCCCUCAGUCCCCUCCCCAGUGAGGCAUGGCCGAGCAGAAAGCCUGCCUUACAGAGGACGGCUGGGCCGACCUAACAGACUAUCUCUUGACACCUUGAGGACCCUACCCAGCAUGAACGAGCACCCCCUUCCCGGGGAACCUCGCAGCCCCGGUGAGUACAUCAACAUCGACUUCAGCAGCGCAAGAUACUCCCCACCCUCCACUGUGUCCACUGAAAGCAGGUCUUCAUCACUCGGAUCCAGCGGCGGGGGACCAGGGAGGUCUUCUCUGUCGGACUACAUGAACCUAGAACUAGGCUCACACUCACCCAAAGAGGCUGACACACCAGCUGAGCGCUUAGACACGCUACAAGAGUUGUCCAUGUGCUCGGAAGAGGAUGGUGUGUAUCAUCUGGACCACGAGACAGGGUCUCAGGGCCUGGGUGGUGAUGGGAAAAAUGACUACACUGAGAUGACUUUUGGGAUGACCAGCUCGCCUCCACAACUUGUUCCUCAGAACGCAGCAAGCCAGAUAAGCAGGGAGAGGAGACUCUCUCUGGAGGACCAGGGAGUCCCAAAAAGCAUCGGGGUCUUCCUCCUCGGCGCCCCCUCUUCCUCCGCACUGGACCCCGACUGCUCCGCCAAGGUGAUCCGCGCCAACCCGCAGGGACGACGACGCCACAGCUCCGAAACAUUCUCUGCCACCACCACCGUGACGCCGGUCUUCCCCUCCUUCGCCCGCGGGGACGCAGUCAAGCGGCACAGCUCCGUGGAGAACAUCUCGUCCCGGAGCAGCGAGGGCUCCGACGAGGAGUAUGGCAGCCCCGUGAACCAGCACCAGAGCUCUGCGGGGUACCCCAACGGACUGAACUACAUCGCCUUGAACCUGCUGGACAACAGGGACAUGGAGAAAUGCGAGAACCUGGCAGGCUUCAAACCGACCAGCAGCUGCAAAGGUGGCAUCAAUGGAUUACACAGCUCGCCAUAUGUCUGUUUGGGAUUCAAGGAGGCUGCAACUACUGCCAAAGACUGAAGGACUCCUCCACCCUCCGACUUGGCAUCUCCACUGAACUGCUGCUCUUAAAAAACAAAGACUCUGCCCUGCCAGUGGGCUCUAUGGCCCUAAAAGACUGUUUGGACCCUCAGCGACACUCACACAAAUGCAUACACACACACUUUGGAAACAAGCAGGUCACCAUCUAUGCAUGUCAUGAAAUUCGCUGAAGGCGGGACAGGUGGAUGCGUGUUGUUUGGUGAAUUGGUGCCCCUGUGCUUUCAGGCGGCCAUUUCUGCUUUGACCCAAAUUUUUUGGCGCAAGCACAGAAGCAAAGAUAGUCAAGACGAUAACAGAACUCUUAAUGGUACCCAGAGACUAUUUAUUUACUUGAGGGUGGUUUUAUAACUGCCUGUGUGAGUGCGAGUGUGUUACAGAGACAAAGUAUGACCAACUUGUAGGUCACAAAAAUGAAACCUACUACAAAAACGGCCCAGGGAGUGACGAUACCAAGGUACACUGACUAAAUAACUAUAUUUAGAAUAGAUAUUUUAUUUAUUUUUGAAAGAAGAAUGUCUGAUAAGACCUACCCGAUGCCUUAAUGUCUAUACUGUCCUUAUGUUUUCUAUGAAAUAAGAGAUAAAUAUUCUAUUUCAGUAUGUCUGUUUGGACCUGCAUCUCUAUAUUGUUAUUCUGUUGUGGAAAGUGAGAAGCCUAGCUCAACUUAAAAAAUAUUUCAGAAAUGUACAGUACAGUGGGGCUGCUUGAGAUUUGAUUUAUCGUAUUAAUAUUAAAGUAUUUUCUUAAUUAAUAAUUUCUUAUUUAUUCUAACCUAGUUUAUUUUUGUCCAAUGAGAGAGCUUGACUUACAGAAAUAUAUUUCUAAAUGUCUUUAAUUAUGCAUGUCUUUAGCUGAGACCCCACAACCCCAGGCAUCUGAAUGCACUGUACCUCCCACAGUUCCUAAGCCUGAAACCUCACACACUCCUACCUUCAAACCUGCGGUCUGCUCUAAGCUUAAUGUGGGCCACCCUGCUGUGAUAUCAUUGGAGGGUACAUCUGUCCAGUUUAGUGGUGGAGCCGGCGGUAAAUGUCGAGGUUGAGGCACAGUUGAGACAGGUUUUUUUUUUGGGCUGAAGGGUGGGGGGGGGUUGCAGCAGAGAGAAAUAGUAUGGGGAGAGAGCCCAAGAGAGACAUCUGGAGCCAUCAUGGAGGUUCACUGGAAAACCAGCUGUGUAGAAACAUAGCUGAAUCCCAGACAGCAUAAAAACUGACCCAGCCAGCCGUACAGAUUUAAGUUACAGUACAAGCUGAAGCAAAAAGAGCCAGUAACUGUGAUCGCUAAUUAACUAAAUGCUAAAGUACUGAAGUACAGAUGAGUCAUCAAGUCAGUAAAAUUGGAACUACCUAAUAUUUGCUAGUUGUAGCUACCAAUACACACCAGCUGAUAUUAAUGAAGUUGUAAGAAGAGCGAUUCUAGUAUUAUUUAUUCUUUUAGAAGUUACUAAGCGUCUUCAAAGCUAGCUUGCGUACAUUUUGCACAACAGUAGACACUGUGGCCACAAGAGGAGAAACGAAAUGAUACCAAAUGAUUAAAUGUUGUGGAAGUUAAGAAUUUAGAAAGUAAGAUCAUCAGUUAGUGGUCUUACUAAGGCUGCUUCAUUAUAUCAGAAGAAAGUCAAACAUUUUUCAUUCCUGGAGAAUUGUCGUCAACUUUUAUCGGGCUUUGAACCUCCAAAAUGGCCGCCAGAUGUUUCGUUCCCAUUUUCCGACUUCCUGACUUUCUUGGUCUUUGUUAUCCACUGUGCCGACUCCACAUGGCUCACGACCCCUUUAGUGUACAGUAGAUUGUAAAACUUUGAAACCAUGUCUGAAUGUAUCGCUGAGCUCGCGAGAACACCACGAUAAACACAACGUGGGGGGAACGGUUUUCACGGAGUCGUAGAAUAUUGGAGCUGAACCACGAGAGGUUGUGGUAUCUAUUUAUCUUCAGAGUCUUGAAUGUGUAUAUUGUGUACAUAAGAGAGUUUAACUAAAAGAAAUCUAUUGAGAAUACAUAGAGAACUUAGAUUUUACCUAUGUUGCGAUGAUAUUCCUGUGUAAAGACUUUGGCUACAGAUUUUUAAAAAGGGGGCGGGGUUUUGCUUUGGGCUUGUACAGUGUAUUGUAUGCUUUUCUCCCUCACAGUCUCUGACUAUAUGAAAAAAUACUCUGUCUAUUUUAUUAUAGAGAUCUCUUUGCCUUGUCGACACACUUUACCUAAUGGCAUAUGCAAUAGUGACAUGAAUACAAUCUAGUUUACAACCGUGGAACCAAAUGUAACAUUGCAUUCAUGAUUCUUUUGUUCUUUUCGUGUCGAGCAGAAGCUGCUUUUUGCUCCUUGUACAUUUCUCUUUCUGCCAAGUGUUUCGUUUUUGUCGUUUGGAACUUUGUUCUUAACACUUCUCAAAGCGCUUUCCCCCAUUUCUGUGUCCAUGGACGGACUCUUCUUUUACAGAUUGAUCUUGGUAUGGCUCAGUCUGAAUGUGUCAUUGUCUUCCAUUGUACAUAGUUUAACAUACUGUUUAUUGUGAUGCUCACAAGAGAUGAUUAUAAUGAUUUAUAAAUUCUGGUAGUCGAGUAUUGCUUUUGUCUGUAUUGAUUAUGGAUAGCAACAAAAUAAAUGAAUUUAUUUAAAGAGGUA